AACCUAGCCGCCUCAAAUUGCCAUGGAAGAUUGACACUAAAUGCUCUUAGAUUAUUGCCGGAGAUACAUGUGUGACGGUGAAAGAGUUUUUCUUGGGAGAUUUUUAUUUGCACUCUAAAAUGUGGCACGAGGCUCGUAAACAAGAACGUCGUAUACGCGGUCUUAUUGUGGACUACCGCAAGCGUGCGGAGCGGAGACAGUAUUUUUACUCGGCUAUUUGUGCAGAUCCCACGCAAUUUCUCCAAUUGCAUGGCAGACGGUGUAAAAUUUAUCUGGACCCAGCCGUUGCUGCAGCUGGAGAUGGUGAUGCAAUUAUAGUUCCUUGGCAAGGACAGCAAGACAAUCUUAUUGAUCGAUUUGACGUGCGUGCACAUCUUGACUACAUAGCACCUGUAGGUAAAAGUUUUUCGAACGCUUCAGGAAAUCCUGAAACGGAGCUUACAGUUGAGGAACGUCAGUUAAACUACGAGCGUUAUCGCAUAUUAGCACAAAAUGAUUUUCUAAAUCUAUGUGAAGAUAAAUUUUUGCAUCAAUUGUAUUUAGAGGAGCAGUUUGGCGCAAAUGCCCAGUUGGAAGCAGAACGUAAUAUAGGCAAGAAAAAGCAAAAAAGUAGCAGUGGAGGUGCUACUAUUGGAUACUCCUACGAAGAGUCAAGAGAGGUAUCAUCAGUGACUAUUGGACCACAGCCCUUUGGUAUUGUUUCCGCAUCGAGUGGCCUUGUAUCUACCACUACUAAAACAGGUGCAAAUGUUGAUAAAGCGGAAAAUACCGAUAAUUCAGAUUCUGAUAUAGAUAUGGAUGUGUCUAUUGACAUUGCUAAACUUGACACAGCGCAAGCGCAUGAGCUGAACGCAUGUGGACGUAAUUAUGGAAUGAAAAGCAAUGACUUUUUCUCGCAUCUCACCAAAGAUGCAGAUGAAGCUGAUGCGCUACGGAUUGCUCGCGAAGAAGAACAGGAGAAAAUGCUUUUAAGUGGACGCAAAUCUCGUCGGGAGCGCAGAGCGCAGAAAGAGCGCCGCAUUGCUAAUAGGCCCUUUAGUCCGCCAAGUUAUGCAGCCAAGGAGGAUCAGAGCCAAAAAAAUGAUGAGGAUGAAGAUACAGAAUCUCACUCACCAUCACCAGUUGAGGGCGUAGGUGAUAAAAUCACUUACAUCACAUCAUUUGGCGCCGAUGAUGAAAUGCAGUCGCAUUCAAAGAUCACGAUUAAUUUGAAAAAGUCUGGGCAGACACUGGGCGAGUCCUGCAUUAGUGCUACCAGUGUUGCGGCAACUGCCGCUACUCCUAUCUCUUAUGCUCAAAAGGUAAAGGAAAACUUAGAUACCCUUAAGAUAAUUAACGAUACGUCAAGGCGGUCCAGACGCCGAGUCACCCGCUCUAGCUCUUCAUCUAGUCCGAAUUGUCGUCGCAAUCGGUAUCGUAAAUAUCAUCGCUGGAGUCGCACUCCAAGUCGGGGUCGCAGCCAACGACGACGUAAAUACUACUCGAGAUCAUCUAGUUCGUGUCAGCAUUAUACAUCUCACAGCCGCAGUCCAAGCCAUAAGCGAACACGUAAACGUUUCUCGCAUUCCUCUUGCAGUUCAAGCUCAAACUCUUAUUCUAAUAGAAGAAGCUCACGCUCUCACUCUGUCCGAAGUCGCGCGCACUCUAUUGUUCAGAAACAAAAUGAAGCGUCUACAUCUCGAACACAGAAAUCAAUAGGCUUGAUUGCCACAUCUUCCGGAACAAUUUUAACGUCAACUCACCAUGUGCCAUUGAGGCAAAUGGAGCUACAACAAUCAAGGUCACUUUCCCAAAAAGCCCCUACUGUGCCUAUGAUCAGCUACCCUAUGUCUACGCGAGUCUUAAGCUUAGCAGCUACGGCAACAGGUCCAACAGCAGCUGUGAGCAAUGCGGUACUGAUGCUAUCACAAGUAACGGAAGCCCCACCGCCUCCUCUCAAGCGUUAUUAUGGAAGGAAGCGCGGAAACAACACAUCGUCCUCAUCAUCAGCUGAGCACAGCGAGCCAAGCGAUAGAAGAGAUGAUAUCAAUAAGCAGCCGAAAAGCAAAUCCUUGCGCAGAGGUAGAGUUAGGGAUGACUCUGAUGAAAUGGACAUGGAUACUGCUUCAGAGCGUUCUCAGCCAUUGAUGUCGUCAUCCACCACGGGUAAUCAAACAGGCAAAUAUAGUUCUGCUACAGAUACCAAAGGUUGUGUAAAACCUGAUGGUGUAGGGCGACCCAAUCUACGUGAGCGCUUGAAGCGCAAAAUGCAAAACCUGCUCAACAGGCAAUACAAAGCUGAUAAGCGUGCCGAGAUUGAAAAAACAGAAAGAGAACGCCAACUUCAGCAGGAACGCGAGGAGAAAAUGCGAGAGCUUGCAUUAAAGCUGCGACGUAGACGUCGGGAAUUGCGGCAUAAGUAUGGAACACCCUCCAGUGGUAAAGUUUCGGAUAGUGAAAUAGAUUCAGAAGAGUCAGUCGCCCCAGGGUACUUGCAUAAGUCGCAUGCUCGUAAUAACAGAUCACGUAGUUUUAGUCGAGGUCGUAAUUCCAAAUCUGGGUCGCGUAGUCAAGACAGUGAAAGUAAUUUAGAACGUAAACAGAGAACACGCAGUCCAAGCAAAGAUCGAAGACAACGAUCACGAAGCAGGCGCAGCAUUACCCGCAGAGAACGUAAACAUAAAGCACGUAGUCUUAGCAGAAAUCGCACACUACGCACCAGAUCCCGAAGCAGACGCAGUAACAGUCGCUCCGAACGUAAUCAUAGAGUUCGUAGUCCUAGACAACACUGCAUGGAACGUAACCGCGACAGAGAACAUUAUCGACAACACCAAUAUUAUCGCACGCAAAUCAGUCGAGACGGUGGCAAUGAUCAUGGCAGCAAUUCAAAUAGAGGAAAUCGAGGACGUGUGGUUAUUUCUGCACCACCCAAGUUAAAAAAAUUGGUUGACUACUGAUAGGUUAUUCGCAUACCAAAGAGAUUUAAUGAAAAUUUAACUUUUAUGGACGCCCUUUCAUUAUUUUGUUUUAUUUUGCAAAGGACCUAUUCUCUAUUAUAAUUGAUGUAUUUACAUAUUGCA
This is a messenger RNA of Drosophila busckii, 3059 nucleotides long. RefSeq names its product CLK4-associating serine/arginine rich protein. The transcript is spliced from 6 exons. Bases 120 to 2936 code for a protein of 938 amino acids. The record is from RefSeq and is a predicted model, not a curated record. NCBI's taxonomy places the organism in Eukaryota, Metazoa, Arthropoda, Insecta, Diptera, Drosophilidae.